GACUUGCUCCCCCGCCCGCUGGGCCCCGCCGCCCUCGCAGACCCUCGCUUUCCGUGUGCCUGCCUGCCUGCCUGCCGGGGCUGCGGUUCUGUUUCCCUUUCAGAGUGAGCCGGGGAGGGGGCAGGCUUUGGCAGGUGCUUUAAUUAGCUUGCCAGGAGGUGUCACCGGGCCGUGGAGGGUGCCAGGUUUUACAAAAGAGACGAACUAUUCUACUUCUAGAUUUUUUUCCAGUUUUUUCCUAUAAGUCAAAACAUCUCAAAAUGGAGGCCUAAAACUCUUAAAAGGGACUUAGUCUAAUCUCCGGGAGGUAGUUUUGUGCAUGAAUAAACAAAGUCGUUAACUGGAGUUUUUGGUGUCCAAAGAAUCUUAAUUGUACAAAUAGUAUAACUAUAAAGUAAUAAUAAGUUUGAUACUGAAUUUGACUUGUGGAUGUAAAGGAGUGACUGUAGCUGGGACAUACUGUUGAAGUUGUCCAGGCAGCUCUCUCACUGGCAGCUGUGUAGAACAGAAAAAAAGAACCUGUGUUUGGUAAAGGUUUAAAAAUGAGUGACAGUUAUCUGGAGCAAAGAGUCAGUGUUCAGCCCUCUGCUAAAUUAGAGAAACGUGCAUAUAGAACCUUUGACAUGUUAAAGGAUUCCUGCAAGGAUAAAGAAAUGUCAGGAAGAGAACUUUUUGACAGGUGCAACAAAUCUAGAGAAAAUAGGAAAAAUAACCGUGAUGAUUGGUAAGGAAAUUAACCAUUUAUAAGACUACUGAUAUUUUAAAAGCCAAAAAUCUUGUUUGUUCAAAUGGGCUAUUAUUACCUCUGGAAUGAUUAGAAUGAGAAUGAUGGCUGGAUGGUUACAUUUUGGUAAAGGAGCAAACUUAAUUCAGAAAAAGAAAAAUCACACAGCAACAGUAAAACAAAACAAAACAAAACAAAACAAAACAAAACAAAAACACCAAGAAUGUGUUUAUAACCAUGCGUAAAAUUUUUGACUAAGGAAAAGAACUGAGGUUAGACACAAUUAACUCACCUUGGAGGGAAUUAAUCAGUGGUACUGAGAUAUGUUUCUCCUGCUAUCUGGAAAUAGGGCAUUCAAGUCUGCAUCAGGAAGCCCCAGCAUUUGUGGGACCCAGGAAUCAUGCUUGCAAAUCACUUCUAGAAAAACCAUGAGCUGUUUAUUGGACAUUGUUGAUUUUGGUGCAUAUCCUACUUACUAAGAGCUAGUUAUCACUGAGAAAUUCUGAAUUUUGAGGUUUCUGCUGUUCAAAAGAAGUGGAUUGUGACAAAGUAAAUUUAUUAUUUUUUGUCAUGAUAAAUUCUGAUUCAAGGUAUGCUGUGAAAUAAUUGGACCAAAGCCAAUUUUUUUUGGUACUUUUUUUUUUUUUGAUUAUCCAUCUUCGCUUGCAGACUCAGCAUUAUGACUUUUAGCUGUUUUAAAAAAUAAAUCCACUAGCGGGAGAUUUGAUGUUGGCUCUCAACAGCUGAUCCAAAAAGACCAAGUGAGCAAGUACAUUCAUCUCUGAUAAUUUAUUUGAAAUAGAAUGUUUAAUUUGUUAAGAUCUAAUGAUACCGCUAUGACUAAGCAAGCAGGUACCUGACCAUCUAUUGGGAAGUAAUCAUUAUUUAAUAAAUCUUGAAACCAAGUCUUGAGAUGUAUCAGCCAAACUCUUACUAUUUAAGCUCUUUAUUUGGAAGAAAAUUUUAGAUUGUUUUGUUCUUAUUAAAAUGAUUGUAGGAAGAAAAAUUACUUAAUUUGAGCAAGAUUUAGCGUAUACUGUAUUUCAUUAACUAAGAUGUCAUUUGUAAAACGCACCAUUAUUUUAUCUACCUCUAAGAAAUAAAAAUGCUAUUAAAAUGAUAUACCGUUAAUUAUAAGAUUCCUCUCUGUAACAGAGAUAUUAAAACGUGCAUCUUAGAAUCAGUGAAACAUGGUCUGAGGUGGGUCUUAUGCCUCUUUUUUUUUUUUUUCUGGCUGCCAAAUUUCACAGUUUAAAAAAAAAGCAAAUAGGAAUGAUUUGAAUAUUUUGUGCAUCUAGAACACUUACACAGCAUAGCUUUCUGCUGUGUGAGGCAUUUUUUCUUCAGGCUGGCCAAGUGUCACUGAAGCAUACUAGUGGAGAGGGUGACCCACCUGUGGAGAUGCCUGACACUAAGUGGCGUCUUGAUGACCUAAAGCACUAUUCAUGUUUACAUUGUAUGUAUAAAGAGUAUACAAAGGUGUAGAUUGUACAUAAUUGUCCCUUACAAUGUGUCAGUAUGGAAUUUACAAUCUUGCUGUGAUGAAAUCCUAAAUGCAUAGAAGAAAAAGAAUGACAGAUUUCCUGUUCUAAGUGAAGAUAAUGAAAUUAAUAAAAAAAAAAACAAAAGCCAUGCACAAAACUACCUCCCCAGAGAAAGGCUAGUCCCUUUUCCCCCAUAUCCGUUUUAUUAUGAACAUAGUGGAAAACAGCAUGUUUUUAUCAAAUUUGAUGAAAAGUGCCAACACAUUUGAAUUGAAAUACGACUUUUCAUGUGAGCUGUACCGAAUGUCUACAUAUUCGGCUUUUCCUGCUGGUGUGCCUGUCUCAGAAAGGAGUCUUGCUCGUGCGGGUUUUUAUUACACCGGUGUGAAUGACAAGGUCAAAUGUUUCUGUUGUGGCCUGAUGCUGGAUAACUGGAAACAAGGAGACAAUCCGAUCGAGAAGCAUAAAAAGUUGUAUCCUAGCUGUAGCUUUGUCCAGAGUCUAAGUUCAGUUAACGUUUCGGGAGCCACUUCUCAGCCUCCUUUUCCUUCGUCAGUAACAAAUUCCACACAUUCAUUACUCCCAAGUUUGGAAAACAGUGGCUAUUUCAGCGGCUCUUACUCAAGCUUUCCAUCGAAUCUUGUAAACUCUGGACCAAAUCAGGAUUUCUCUGCCAUGAGGAUGAGUCCCUACCGUUGUGCAAUGAAUACUGAGAAAGCCAGAUUGCUUACUUUCCAGAUGUGGCCAUUGAGCUUUCUGUCGCCAGCAGAUCUGGCAAAAGCAGGCUUUUACUACGUAGGACCUGGAGACAGAGUGGCCUGUUUUGCCUGUGGUGGGAAACUGAGCAACUGGGAGCCGAAGGAUGAUGCCAUGUCAGAACACCUGAGGCAUUUCCCCAACUGCCCGUUUCUAGGAAAUCAGCUUCAAGACACUUCAAGAUACACUGUUUCUAAUCUGAGCAUGCAGACAUAUGCAGCCCGCUUUAAAACCUUCUGUAACUGGCCCUCUAGUGUUUCGGUUCAUCCUGAGCAGCUUGCAAGCGCAGGUUUUUAUUAUACGGGUAACAGUGAUGAUGUGAAAUGCUUUUGCUGUGAUGGUGGGCUGAGGUAUUGGGAAUCUGGAGACGACCCGUGGGUGGAACAUGCCAAGUGGUUUCCAAGGUGUGAGUACUUGAUACGGAUUAAAGGACAAGAGUUUAUCAGUAGAGUUCAAGCCAGUUACCCUCAUCUACUUGAACAGGUAGGGACCAAUUUUGUUGUUGUUAAAAUAUACAAACCAUCCCAAUGUGUGUUACAUUCUUUAUUCCGCUUAGUUAUUCAUUUUGGACCUGGAGAAAACCAUUCAGAAGAUGCAGUCAUGAUGAAUACACCCGUGGUUAAAGCUGCUUUGGAAAUGGGCUUCAGUAGACGGCUGGUAAAGCAGACAGUUCAGAGCAAAAUCCUAACAACUGGGGAGAACUACAGAACCGUUAGUGAUCUUGUGUUGGAUUUACUUAAUGCAGAAGAUGAAAUAAGGGAAGAGGAGAAAGAAAGAGCAACCGAGGAAAAAGAAUCAGGUGACCUGUCAUUAAUCCGGAAGAACAGAAUGGCACUUUUUCAGAAUUUGACUUGUGUGCUUCCAAUCCUGGACAAUCUGCUAACUGCCAGAGUGAUUAAUGAACAAGAACAUGACGUCAUUAAGCAGAAAACACAGACAUCUUUACAAGCAAGAGAACUGAUUGAUACUAUUUUGGUAAAAGGAAAUUUUGCAGCCACCAUAUUCAAAAACUCUCUACAAGAAAUUGAUCCCAUGUUAUACAAGCAUUUGUUUGUGCAACAGGACAUAAAGUAUAUUCCUACAGAAAACGUUUCAGAUUUACCAAUGGAGGAACAAUUGAGGAGACUACAAGAAGAAAGAACAUGUAAAGUGUGUAUGGACAGAGAGGUGUCCAUAGUGUUCAUUCCUUGUGGGCACCUGGUAGUGUGCAAAGACUGUGCCCCUUCUCUAAGGAAAUGUCCUAUUUGUAGAGGUACCAUCAAGGGCACGGUCCGUACAUUUCUCUCAUGAAGAUCUAAGAUUUUUGUCUGAACUUUAAAAUUAAUGGAUUAAAUGUAUUUAAUUUUAAGAUUUAUACUUAUUUGGCUUCGUCAAGAUUUUUUAUUUAUUUACAAUUCAGAAAAUUGUGUUUCUACAAAAUAUAAAGAUACAAAUAUUUUUAUAUAAAUCUAAAACAUGAACAUGCGUAUUUUAGAUAACAAGGGAAUGACAGACUUUUGUUCUUGUGAACAAAAAAUAGCAAUAGCACUACAAGCACAAUACUAAAUAGAAAUUUCAGCACUUUUGAAAUUGGAAGUGUGGUAAAAUUGCAGAUUUUUGGACUAUUUUAGAAUUUUAAAUAUUUUGGAGUUGUAUUAAGGGUCAAGAACAUGAAUUCUCUUUUUGGAUCAAUGUCAUAUACAUAGACAUAGAACAUCUUGAUAUUUGUUGAAUGACAUUUUGGGGACAUGCUAUUUUUGUAAAGAAUUCUGUGAGGAAUAUUUUAAUAAAGCAAUCAAAAUCA
This is a messenger RNA of Vicugna pacos (alpaca), 4747 nucleotides long. NCBI's taxonomy places the organism in Eukaryota, Metazoa, Chordata, Mammalia, Artiodactyla, Camelidae. The record is from RefSeq and is a predicted model, not a curated record.